AUGGUCCUCCGGAUUCGGUUGGCGCGCUUCGGUAACAAACACGUCCCCUUCUACAACAUCGUCGUUGCGCAGGCACGAUCCGCCCGUGGUGCGAAGCCUCUCGAAGUUAUCGGCACCUACAACCCCCUCCCCAAGCGUCCCACGAACCUGUACGAUGAGAACGUCAAUGUGCGCCCCUUCAAGGAAAUUGCUCUCGAUCGCUCGCGCGCAAAGUACUGGCUGGGUGUAGGCGCACAGCCUAGCGAUCCGGUCUGGAAGUUGAUGAGCAUGGCUGGUCUUGUUGAACAGAAGCCCGCUACCUGGAACAAGGCAUGA
This is a messenger RNA of Penicillium alfredii, 315 nucleotides long. RefSeq names its product mitochondrial 37S ribosomal protein bS16m. Gene Ontology annotation, cellular component: mitochondrial small ribosomal subunit; ribosome. The transcript is spliced from 3 exons. Gene Ontology annotation, molecular function: structural constituent of ribosome. Gene Ontology annotation, biological process: mitochondrial translation. Bases 1 to 315 code for a protein of 104 amino acids. NCBI's taxonomy places the organism in Eukaryota, Fungi, Ascomycota, Eurotiomycetes, Eurotiales, Aspergillaceae. The record is from RefSeq and is a predicted model, not a curated record.